UGUUCUUUAUCAUAUUGCCGUAGUAGUAGUCGGUCGAUCUGAAAAAUUAGGGUGAAAAUGGGGGAUUCGUCGCCAGAAUAUGAUCCAGAGUAUGCCCGAAUCGCAGCGGAGGUGCGGGCGGAAUUGAAGGAGCUCGGAGAAGAUGAACAAAAUUCAUUCUCCGAUGAUGAUGAUCCCGCUGAUCGUGGGUGGUCCACAUACGUUACAGAUGCCAAAGCUUUUUUUGCAGGUAGGAGGAUAAAACCUAAAGCAUGGCGCUUUUAUUAUGACAGGGGCCUCUGCGCUAGACUUGCACUCUACUGUUACAAUCUUCAGAAGGGCACAGUUUACGAUUUUUGGUUUAUCAGUCAGCUACAUGAGCAGACUCACCGUUCCUUCACCAAGUCUUUCAUAACAUUUGAGGCGGUGAAUCCAGCCCACCAUUCUUCUCCAAUCACUUUCGAGACUUGCGUUAAGCAUAUAGAUGAUCAAGUUACACACGUCCCCAAUUUGUGGUGGGAGACUCACAUUUGCAGGGUGGAAGGUAGCGAAGAGGCUGAUUAUGAGUGGGACGAUGGAGCCGUAAAUGAUUGUUACAAAGGUGAAAUGCCCAAAUGGCUGUCUGAUGAAGAUCAGCAACGAUGCUAUGUGGUUAAACAAUCAGAGCUUCAUGACCAGAAAAACGGUUGGCUGACUCUCUUAACCGAGUUUGCCUUCUUCACGAAAUGGAAUGGACCUCUCAGUCCGGGAGAGAUUGAGGAUUGCCGACCUUUGAUUACUCAAGAAGUGGUUGUGGAAACUCUUGAUGAAGAAGCUGAGAAAGAGCAGUCGAGUGAUAAAGUGAUCAAUGCGGCCAAUGCAAUCUUCUACAUAUCUUUUGAGUGCGUGGAGGAUCCAACGAAAGGUCGUUACAGGGCGGUUGUACGGAAGACGAUGGAUGGGAAACCUGGGCACAUGCGCCUCGAGGUUACGUGUUCGAAAGUCUGAGAUCAAAAUUUCACUAUCUUGUCGGAAUAUUCUCGACAAUAUUAAUUAGCUAAGCAUGCUUCUUUAUAUGUUGUCUCCAUGAAAUGUUGUAACAACUCUUUUUAGGAUGUUUAAUCUAUAAAUUAGCCGAUAAAGAACAAACAA
This is a messenger RNA of Brassica oleracea var. oleracea, 1110 nucleotides long. RefSeq names its product UPF0725 protein At4g29550-like. The transcript is spliced from 6 exons. The record is from RefSeq and is a predicted model, not a curated record. Lineage: Eukaryota; Viridiplantae; Streptophyta; Magnoliopsida; Brassicales; Brassicaceae. Bases 58 to 966 code for a protein of 302 amino acids.